CUCAACCAGGACGGGUAGCCAGGCCGCGGCGAGUGGCCUUGCUUAGCCCGGGGGCUGGGCAAGUGGACGAGCGGAGCGGCCGGAGGCGAGUAGGAGGCCGCGGAAAGCUAGGUGACGAGGGGUUGACCCCGGCUGCGGGUGCCAGGGAGUGCGACCGUCCCUCUGCCUUAGCGGGCUUGUCCGCUGCUUUCCAGUUUCCUUGACAACGACGCCUGGCGCGGGGCGGAGCGAGGCGGGGCUAACCGGAGAAACAGAGCUCCUCUGAGCUAGCACGUCCCCUUUCCUAGACGGGCCAAGCCUUUCCUCCACCCUACCGCCUUGCGCACCUAAGGAUGCUGAGUCUUGAGUGUCCCCUUCACCUCCGUCAUUCUGUGCCCUACCGCCAAAGCUCCUGUUAUUAACCAUCCUCUGCUGAUCAAGGCUUUGGAAGAGCUACCAGUGCUCAUUUGUCCUCGGACACCUGGACAUUGCCACCUCACCCUGUGUGCUCCACAGGGCUCCUCAGAUGAUGGCAUUCAAAGAGAGCAUCCUUUGAGUCCUGGCCCCAUGACUUCCAAAGAAAAAGCUAUGGUGUCCUUACCAGUUUCUCCCUGGGAUGCCAUCCUUAAGGCUGCCAAAGACCAGCUGCCAUCCCUGGAUUCAGACUCCUCCUCGUCUGACGGUGAAGAAGAAGAGCCCUUCAUCUUUCAGCGAAACCAGCCCCUCCUGAUUCCAGACCUGGCUGAGGAGCUGGCUGAAGACCCUAUUGGUGUUGAUGAGUCUGGAAUCUGGUUUGCUGUAGGGAGUUCUUCACCUGAGCCACUUCUGGUUCCUGAGAGACUAGCCAUAGAACCCAGAAGUGAACAGAAGGUAAGACAGAAGGACUUGGCUGCUCUGGAAAGAAGAGUCUCUGGCUGGUCUUGCCAGAGCUGUGUCAAGAGCAGCCCUAUUGUUGUGGAUGCUGAGGAGGUACUCCCGUGGCUGGAAGGCAACCUUAGAAGUCUGCCUAACCCGAAAGGGUCCCAGAGUCCUCCAUGGCCAUCCCAGGGAAAAGAAGCCACCUUUCCUUUGGAAGGAGAGCUGAAGACAGAGCGCUCAAAUACGGAUUUUAGAAACUCUGCAAAGCGCAGAGCCCUCCGCAAGGAGAGGAGGAAGAUGAUAGAGAGAGAUAUCCUUCAGAAAGUGACCCAGGCUGCCCUGAGCCCAGCCUCUGGUGACCAACGCCAGGCUGCAAAGUCAGGACCGUGGCCGGAAGCGACCUCAGAGCAGUCUCAGGAAGGAAGGCCAGUACUCUCACUCCAGUAUCUUGAAGGCUGGGAUUUGGAUUACAUCCUUCAGAGCCUGCCAGGGCGGCAAGACAGCCAGGGAGACAGUGAACCUAGAACUGCAUGGUGGCUAGCCGACCGCUGGCAAGAUCAAGGGCACACCACUGCACUUUCCCAGGACACACUCUUGGAGCAGCUGGCCCUCCUGUGUGCCAGUCAGUCCAGAGGCCGAAACCCUACCUGGAAGUUGUCUGCUGAGAAGCUCCAAGACACAGAAGAGCAGAAAGCCAGAAGCAGAAGUGCUUCAGCAGAGCCUGGCUUUCAAACCAAGUCCAUCCAGAAGCUGGCAGAGAGUAGGAGGCUGAAGGCAGAGCCUCCCACCAUCUUCAUUGACCUGCGGCAGACAGAGCCAUCAGAGAUACAACAACAGUCCCAGGAGAGCUCUGAAUACAGCUCCUCUGACAGUGAGGAGGAGGAAGUGGAGACAGCAGGCUCAGUUCAGGUGGCAUCUUCCAGGGAACAAAGGGACUGUACCGGGAAGAGCCAGCUUCUCCAGCAGCUGAGGGCGUUUCGGAAGGGGGCUAUUCCACCCCAGCUGUCUGCCAGUGCCAGUCCUGGAGGCCAGAAGGUUCAGGCUGCAGAAGAUACAGCUGGAUCACACACUGGGAUGAAGAAACACGUAAAACUCUGGGCUGAGAAGCAGAAUGCCCUGGAUAUAGGGGACCCUAUUGGGAAACAGCCAGCCAGAGAGGUGCUGCUACCUGCUGUGGGCCAGCUGUAGGCCACUCAGGUAAAGGACCUGAAAAGCAGGCGGCAGAGUUCCUCCACAUGAAGCCCUCAUGUCCCUCCACAGUUCACUUGUUUCUAAUAGCAUGGGCCUCCAGGGUGCCACCCUCAUUCUGGGCCCCACCCAGCCAGUUUAAACAUAUUUAAACUUCUUUUUUGUUGUGAUGCUGGGAACUGCAUCCAGGGCCUCGUGCAUACUAGGAGUUACUCUAGCACUAAGUUUAUACCCCAGUUUCUGUCCUCAAACAUAUUUAUAUUUUCCUACAGAAACUUUCCCCAGGCCCCUGGACCCCUGGAAUUUCAUGUACCUAUGUUGAAAUAUAUGUCUACAUCCAU
Messenger RNA from Psammomys obesus (fat sand rat), 2366 nucleotides. It is a transcript of the gene Dnaaf8, whose product is annotated as dynein axonemal assembly factor 8. The coding region runs from base 547 to 2025 and encodes 492 amino acids. Gene Ontology annotation, molecular function: dynein complex binding. The record is from RefSeq and is a predicted model, not a curated record. The transcript has 9 exons. NCBI's taxonomy places the organism in Eukaryota, Metazoa, Chordata, Mammalia, Rodentia, Muridae. Gene Ontology annotation, cellular component: dynein axonemal particle.